Megachile rotundata (alfalfa leafcutting bee) is the source of this 4228-nucleotide messenger RNA. Its product is annotated as adenomatous polyposis coli protein-like. Gene Ontology annotation, molecular function: beta-catenin binding; microtubule binding; gamma-catenin binding. Gene Ontology annotation, cellular component: cytoplasmic microtubule; beta-catenin destruction complex; catenin complex. Lineage: Eukaryota; Metazoa; Arthropoda; Insecta; Hymenoptera; Megachilidae. Gene Ontology annotation, biological process: cell migration; negative regulation of canonical Wnt signaling pathway; Wnt signaling pathway. The record is from RefSeq and is a predicted model, not a curated record.
GUACAGGAAAUUAAAGAUAUAACAUUUAUUCUGUUAUAUCGUCACGAGUUACGUUGCUUGUUUAUUUCAAUUAUUUGUAGAGUAUUUCAAACGUAUAUGUAUCGUUCUUUUGGGGUCGAUAUUUUCUGGUGUUUUUCUUUCCGCUUGUAAUCUGUUCAAGGUUAGGUUUCCCCUAGAUGUAGAAUUUAUCCAAUCUGAGCUGCACUUGCGUAUGGGGAGUCGCCGCAACCUCAAUAUUUAAUACGUCAGGAUGUCGACCCUUGUGGUUUGCCACACGAGGUAAUUAACGUCGAUGCCAGGGUCACCAAGAGUGGUGACAGUAAUUGACUAUUAACUAUUACAAAAGAAAUUUAAUAAUUCAAGCGUCUUCAGUGACUGACCGGUACGAUCAUAGGUACAAAGAAAAUAUUUUCAAAACACAAAGGAUCUUUCGAUUAAAAAGCAGUGGCUAAGAAAAUUGAUUGGUAUGGAGAGAAGUACCGGACGAAGGUACGAAGAUGAGACAACCGAACAGCCAGUAGAUUACAGUAAAAAAUAUAGGGAACGAAAAGCAGUGGGUGAAAAUAAUUCGAUCGAGAAUUCUACUCGGAACGUCCGAAAUUGCAAAAAAGAAUUUGGAGAACGCGACUCCAAAGUAGAUUUAUUUGGGGAUUAUGCAGAAACAGAUCUUGAUCAACCAACAGAUUACAGUUUGAGAUACGCUGAAGAUGACACAGAUGAUGAUGAAAAACAAAGUCCUGAAUAUUUUCCAGGUAGUGUACAGGAGGAUACAAUAAAGACAUAUUGCACAGAAGGAACUCCGUAUGAGACACCUUUCAAUUUUUCUACUGCAACUUCUAUGUCUGAUUUGCGUCUUGAAGAUACGAAAGAAUCUGUUGAUUCACAAAAGAAACAUAAUAAGAAAGUGCUUGAGCUUAGUCGUAAGGAAGACCUAUGUUUUGAACGUACAUUGUCUCUUAAUUGCAAUGAGGAGCAAUCAAUUCUUGUUGAAAAAGAGCUGAAAACUUCUAAAACCUCUCAAACUUGUAAGCCUAGCUGUCCUACCCCUGAAAAGUUGCAUAAUUAUUAUCAAGCAGGGACACCAGAUGGUUUCUCACGUGCUAAUUCUCUUAAUUCUCUUAGUAGUGCAACCACACAAAGAAAUAAUGUUACUGGAAUCAUUUCUAAAGUAUCAUCUACAGAUUCUUCAGAGAAAGUUGAUAAUACAUCGGAAAGAGCAGAUCGCAGUGGAAUUGCUGCUAAUAUAAGUGGAUUACGUAUAUCGGAUGAAACUGAUAGCCCUAUAGAAGGAAAAAGUAGUACUAGAGUUGUAGAUAAAGAAGGCAAAAUGGUAACAUUCAGCAGACAAGAUUAUUAUGCAGAGGAGACUCCUCUAAUGUUUUCACCUUGCAGUUCUCUUGGCUCUUUGAGUGGAUUUGAACAGCAUUCUAUACAUGAUGAUCGUAGCUCUGUUAUAAGUGAUUUUAGCCGUAGGACUAGUGGUGUUGUGUCUCCAAGUGAAUUACCAGAUUCACCAACACAAACUAUCCCUCCAAGUCCUCGUAAUCACAAGAGUCAAUGCACGGAUUUCAUAAGCAAAAUCGCGGACGAAGCAGUAAGACCGUCGGUUCGACAUUUAUCAUAUUCCAAAUGUCCCAUGCCAAGAAACAGUGUUUUUGAAGAUGACAUUGCCACAUUUAAGGAAGAAUCAACACCUAUUGAAUUCUCUACAGCUACUAGUCUUAGUUCUCUUACAAUUGAUGAUGAAUUGAAGAUAACAAAUAGUUCCAAAAUACAGGAUGAAUUAAAGAAAACUUCAAAUAAUCUUGAUAAGAAUGUUAAAGAAACUCCAGUAGAAGAAAAAGUAAAUAAUGCUGAAACUGAGAAAGAUCAGGAGCAAGUGAGUGAUGGAGAUGAAGAUGAUGAAGAUAUGUUGGCUGCAUGUAUCAGCAUGGGUAUACAGAAUAACAGGUACAGACAAUCUUUCAAAACAUCUACUGUACAAAAAUCUAUACAACCAGAGUCAUCAAAUAUGUUAGGACGGUGUCAAAGAACACCUGUUUUAAACAGGCUGGAACCUCGCGUUCCUGUUACUUCUGUGAAUACACCAACAACGACUUCUAAAACGAAUAAAAAUGCCAUAGAAGUUGUUGUUGCACCAGACACGGUACACGUGUACUGCACAGAAGAUACGCCAGCAGAUAUUUCUCCCGUAGGCUCGCAAUCAAAUCUUUCAGCGUUGUCGAUGCCAAGCGUUCAGGAAGACGUCGAAAAAGUCGAAGAAGCCAAACCUUCAAGUGAAGUUGAGUGUCACAGGAAUGAUCUUUCAGACGAAAGCUCCAAUCUUUCUGGAGAAGAUGAAAAAAUUCUUGAUGAAUGUAUUCAGUCAGGAAUACCAAAAGUUCGUCAAAUAACACCCCCACCAACGAAUUGCAUUCCUUUCACACAAAAAGCAGAAGGAGUGUCACAAAGAUUCAACAUAUGCGGUACACCAUCAUCGUCUCCUGUAGAAAGUGGCAACAGGAAUCCUAUUAUUCGUAAACCACUGUGUCGUACAUCGUUAGGAAAUGAAAACGAACUUUCGGAUGAUAGUCCUAAUCAUUCGGACGAUGAAGCCAUUUUGAGCGAGUGUAUAAGGGCAGCGAUGCCUAAGGUUAGAUUGAACAUUUCAUCACUGAUAUCACAGUCAUUGCCUCAAACUAUUGAUAAAUCUAAAGUAGCUAAUUCAGUGAAAGUAUCUUCUUCAACAUCAUACCGUCGAUCAGAAUAUAUUGAGCAAAAUAAGCAUCAGUCUAAAAAGCCAGCAACGUUUGAAGAUAAUUUAAGUCUUUCAGAAGAGGAGGAAGAUAUUAUAUUGGCUCAGUGUAUUAAGUCAGGUAUGCCAAAGGCACUAAACGUUUCAUUAAACUCGUCUUUAACUCUUGGACGUCGAGUCACUACAACAACGUCAAGAGCGGUGGCAUCAGGCUCAUUUUUAACUUCAACUGCGCUCUCUUCUGAACGUGCUCCUAUAUAGUUUCUUUUAGAAAUUAUACUUUUAUCAUUUUCAAAAGGGUUGCAAGGGUUUAUGUCGAUAAUGAUGUAAUCGAAUAUAAUAUACUUUACAUGUAGUUCAGCGAGUUCCCUCAACAAAUGUAUAAGAACAGAUAUCUUAAAGGAAUGAAGAGCACAGAAAACCGUGAAGCAGUAACCAAGGACAAUUAUUUGAUGUAUAGUUGCAGUUUAUACGUUUGCAGGGCCUAGAAGGAAUAAGGAGAGUUGUUACAUAACUGUUCUACGCGUCAGCUGUUGAAAGACUGAAUACUUUUUUAUGAUAAUUGAAUAGAACGAAGUGAUCGAAGACGUAUGUUUGAUAGAACAAAUAUAGCGAUUGUCGGUAAUUGAGGGAUGAAGUUCGAUUGAUCCUUUUUAACUAAUAAGUUUUACAAGAAGACUUUUAUAGUUAACAGCGAUGGAUCGAAUUCAGGUCUAAUAGAUACGUUUAUUAACAAAGAAUAAUUGGAAACUUCUACCGAAUAUAGUAUUUUGUACUAUUUGUUUUAUCAAUUAUACAGAGGGUUAGAAAAGUAUGUGCAAUAUGUUUAUUCAUACACGAAUCAUUGAUGCUUUAGCUCAUACUUAUUUUGAAGAUUUCUUCGUUUAGUUCUGUAGUAUAAGCGUGAGGAAUAAUGUGCCUUAACCUCUUUGUCAUUUUGUUAAUAUUAUGAUGAAGAACCCUAAUCGAAUACUCUAUCCAUUAUGUUUUCUUCUCGACAUCUUUACUAAAUUAAUUUUUUAUAAUUAACUUAUGAACAAUCUAUUGUGGACUUUUUAAACAUAUUGUACAUUGAGAAGCUAGGUGAUCCAGAAUUCUAAAAUUAUUUCUCCUUUUUUCUAGUUCUUGAGUAUUUUUUAUAUGAAAUAUUUUUUAAGGAUAUGUCCUUAGAGAAUAGACUGUUGAAUUUAUAUGGUGUGAUUUGUAUUUUACUUGACAGAAACUGCAUUUCCUUCGCGUGCAAUAUAUCUUGCCGAGGUAUUAUUGUAACUGAUUUGUUUGAAUCAUGUGAUUUAUUGUAUUUUUACAUUUUAUUUUUCCUAAUGAAUUCUGAAGUAUCUACUUUUUACUACUGCUUGUGAUAUUUGUUUCAUGCAAGAAGAAAGUGGUACAUAGACAGAUUUUGUUGUUCACCUUAGUUAGGCGCUUUUUUAUAUCACGAACAUUGUUAAAGUAUUAUUAUUACAUCAGUAAUUAAUAAAGUUUGAAACUUGA